This is a messenger RNA of Rhopalosiphum padi (bird cherry-oat aphid), 960 nucleotides long. RefSeq lists its product as uncharacterized. NCBI's taxonomy places the organism in Eukaryota, Metazoa, Arthropoda, Insecta, Hemiptera, Aphididae. The transcript has 8 exons. Bases 1 to 960 code for a protein of 319 amino acids. The record is from RefSeq and is a predicted model, not a curated record.
AUGACAAUUACUAUAUUGAUUGGACUCAGAAUUAUUGUUCAAAAUAUAAGUGCAAAACCAGUAGUUUGCAUUAUAGCAGGACAAAUAUGGAAUAGUAAUUAUGUAUUUAACAUAAACGAAUUACCAGAACGUUGUGAUAUACUUACAAUAGGUCAAUAUGCUUUUGACCGUGGUGAUAUAACCAACACGUUUAUAUUGGAAGAAGAUGAAAAUGCAAUUAAAAGCUUAAAAGAAGCUAAUAAAAUUGUUUACCUAAGCCUGGGAUUCAUAAUUGAUUAUGAUGGUUGGUCAAUAUUGAAUCAUUUGAAUACAAAAGAAUAUAAGACUAAAAAAUUUGAUCCAUUAGGUGCCAUAGAAAAUGUGUCUCAAAAAAUAAGCGAUUUUGUCACUCCAAUUAAAAAUAAAGUAGAUGGAUUAAAAGUUGGUAUAGUAUUUAAUGCAUCGCUUCAGGUUUCAAAUAAAACCCUUUUUGAUUUUACAAUGACAAAUGAAAUAAUGGACCAUUAUGUCAUUGAUAUGACAAAUUUAAACGAUUGUGAUGUAAAUUCAAAAAAAUACGGGUUGGAUCCAAUAACUAGUGAAACUAUGACAUCUAUAGAAAAAAUUACAGAUAUUGUUACUAAGUCAACUAUGGAUCAAUCAAAAUUGUUUGCUCUGAUACAAGCAUCUGUCAUACAGCCAGAUGAUCUAGUUGAAAUAGACGAAAAGACUAUCACAACAUAUUCUAGAUAUUGUGACGAUAAAGUAAAUUCAUCUCGAUGGUGUGGAAACCCUUCAAAACUUUCAUAUGAUCAAGGAGCUUAUGUAGCAAAAUUCUACAGCGGAUUAUAUAUACAAAAUCUGGAUACAGAUGAUUACGAAUGCAAAUGUGGUUGUAAAAAAUUUCCAGUUACAAAUUUAAUUAUUGAUGGAUGGACAAAUUCUGAUUUUACAACGUGUCCUAAACUAGAUAAAAUUUAA